Molecule: messenger RNA, 1155 nt
Organism: Teleopsis dalmanni
Lineage: Eukaryota; Metazoa; Arthropoda; Insecta; Diptera; Diopsidae
Product: mitochondrial mRNA pseudouridine synthase Trub2
Exons: 3
Coding region: 117-1058 (313 amino acids)
Biological process (GO): pseudouridine synthesis; RNA processing
Molecular function (GO): RNA binding; pseudouridine synthase activity
Source: RefSeq, a predicted model, not a curated record
CGGCUAAACACAUUGUUAUGAAACAUGAAUUAAAGAAAUCGGAAAAAAAGGUUUUAAAUGCAUAUAUCGUUUUAAAAUUUUAAUUUAUAAAUUGUUAAAGCCAUAAUUGUUAAGCUAUGCCUUUAGUUAAAGUUUAUGACGCUGCCACUGUACUUCGGCAUCUAAACGGUAUCGUAAAUAUAUAUAAGCCAGCAAAUAUGAGUUUAAAAAAGGUAAAAGAAGCUGUUCUCCAUAAUAUUACUCGGGACUUAAAUGAAAUGCAAGUACGUGAGCCACGUAAAAUUGAAAAGGAAAUACCAUUAUUAGAACCAGGAGGAGCAGCUAAUCCAGUGCUCCGUAAAAUUGAAACCCUCGAUCUGAGCGACCAUUUAUUAUCCACAGGACCACGUUAUAUAAUGAAGGAUAUACGUUGUGUUCUCGUUGCUGGCCUAGGCUAUCAUACCAGUGGAGUAUUGCUUUUUGGCAUGAAUAGAGGAAAAAAUAAAGCUUCAAAAAUACAGAAAAAUCGACCAAUACGCACUUAUCAUGUAAGCGGCCGUUUGGGUACAGCUACAGAAAAUCAUUUUCCUGAUUCUUUAACAACGGUGAAGUCCAAUUACAAACAUGUACAUCCAGAACGUGUGAGUGCUUUAGCUGCUUCGAUGCAAGCUUCACAUCAACGUAAAAUGUUUGAACUAUGUGGUGUAGAUAUACAAUCACAAGCGGCUUAUGAAAUCGCUUGUAAAGGUGCUGUGAGGCCAGCAGAUAAUAGUCAACCGGUUAUAUAUGGCAUUAAACUAAUAGAAUUUAAUCGACCAGAUUUUACACUUGAAGUGCAUGCCAUCAAUGAAAAUGAAAACUACCUAGCUACGUUGGUACAUGAGAUGGGCAUUGAGCUGCGAAGUGUUGCACAUUGUACAGGAAUUCGUUGUAUACGUCAUGGACAAUUUAGCGCUGAUACUGCACUGCUACGACAUGGCUGGACCUUAGCUGGAGUUAUGAAAAGUCUGCGUGAACAAAAGAAAGUACUGGAAGAACAUCCAUAUUUAUUAAAUCAAAAAAUUCAACUGCACAAUUAAUCAGUAUAGGAUUAUCGACUUGUUAAAAGCUUUCAAAAAAAAAGAAUUAAAAUAAAUUAAUUUUCUGUUAUAUUAAACUUGCAUAUUGAAAUUUUGC